CGCAGUUGAAAAAUCUUGAGCUGCGAUGUAUAAUGUACUGGCUUCUGCAGUCUCGGUUCCGGAAAUGACACGACCACCGCCACUCGUCAGACGGCACUCGGAUCUACCGCACUUUGAGUCUGUGGCACGAAUUUCGAGUUUACCGCUGAUCGAGAGUGGCAUGAUAAUAGCUGGAAAUGUUUAUGAGAAGAUUAAGCGUUCCAAUUCACUGAUGAAUUGGAGUCUUGACACCGCUGAGCAAUCUCUCGCGAUGGCAACUGCAUCCGCCAAACCCGCGAUCCUAGUUCUCAAUGGUCCAAUCACAACUUUGGAUAAUCUCCUGUGUAAGGGAAUGGACAUUGUGGAGCAGAGAGUGCCAGCAGUUCAUUUACCACCGCAACUCUUGUACUGGAACACGCGAGAGUACGUGAAUAACAAAUUUGUGAGGCCGGUAUUGAAGCGUGCCGGAAGCGUCAAGCAAAUCGGUAGUCAAGCAGCGGACGCCGCAGCUGAUCGACUCGAUGGUGCACUCACCGUCGCUGACAAAUACGUGGAUCAGUAUUUACCGGCGGAUCCAACCGACACGUCCCAAGAAGAUGCAAAUCCAGUACAGACAACCAGUAAAACAGCGCGCACUAUAAUUCACGGAGCGAGAUUUUCGAGGAAAUUGCAGAGGAGGCUAACACGUCGCACACUGGCGGAGGCGCGGGCCCUCAAAGAUCAGAGCACGGAGUGCAUUCACGUGUUGCUUUAUGUCGUCGAAUUGAUCGCCACAGAUCCAAAGAUGGCUUUCCAGAAGUCAAAAGAGCUUUGGGCCGCACUAAGCCUCCCAGAGCCUGAGAACCAGGCGCGUCCUGCAACCCUCGAACAACUGCUGGUGCUCUUGACCAGGGAAUCCGCCCGCAGGGUCGUCCAUCUGGUGAAUGGUACGAUGACCCUUGCGGCCAAGGCCCCGCGGCGCCUCGGAGUCACACUUAUGACGAUUUCACAUCAAUUAUUGUCGAUAGCGGAAGUCACACUAAAGAUGACUCCGAUAAUUGGGAAGAGUGAAAAAACAGACGCCCAGAUAUCAAUUCUACGAUCGGCCAUAGAGCACCUUAGAGUAACAACGAAUUUAUUGUUGGAACGCACUGCAAUAUUCCUUGCAGGUCGUCCCAAGCCCAAGAAGGUGGCAUCCAACCAGGCUCACGAUAAUCACAACAACCACCUGACCAACGAGGCCAAUCGUCCGUCGAAUGGAAUCGGAAAAGUUGUCUCUCCAUCAAAAACGGAAAAAAUGGCAGCAGCUCAGGUAUCAUUUCCGCAGAUUGAGGUGUUCAAUCGUGUACUCGGAUUACCGGUUGUGGAGCAAGCAAUAGCUGUAUCAGCGUCGACUUAUUCACGCGUUAAAGACUCGAAUCAGCUUCUUCACUGGGUACUAUCAACAGCUGAAAAUUCAAUUAGCGAUGCUACGAGACGGGCAGCGCCCUUUGCAGCUCCAAUUGCCAUGAAGUUCGAGACACCAAUUCACUUUGUUGAUGAUAAAUUGUGCAGGGGUCUCGAGAAAAUACAGGAGAAGGUGCCGAUUGUCAAUGAGACCCCCGAACAUAUAUUGGAGAAAGGCUAUAUGUUCGCCUUACAAACAGUGCAGCCAGCGGUGUCGAGGAUCUCAUACGCCAAUGCCCUGAUAAUCUCCCAGGCAAACUCCCUCAAAGAAUUGAGCUGGAACAAAGCUAAUCAAAUAUUGGGUAGUUACUACGGCACAGUAGCAGUCCAUCGACUGGACAGUACUGCAUCGGUAGUGGAUAAACUCAUCGACAGAUACUUUCCACCGACUGGAGCGGAGAUCGUCGAAGAGCCCGCGUCAGCCGAGGAGGAUGCCCUCCUCCACACCCUCCAGACAGUUGGAAGACUGUCGAAUAAAGCGGCACGUCGAGUCUACGGCAACGUUGUCUACAAUCUUCGUACCAUUAACAAAGACAAAGUGAGAACAUACAUCAACAAUGUUGUCGAAUUUCUGCAAAUUGCCCGGUACCUCCACGCUGUGAACGAGAAAGUGCAUCAGUUCACUACUCCCAUGAAGGAUUCAUCCCAGAAGAAAUUAGAGGGUAUUUUCACCAGAAUUGAAAAAAUGGCAGAGCAAGUACCGAGUCCUACCAAGGAUGGACCCCAUUUGGAGGUAUUGAAUCGAGUCAAGAAUAUUCCAGUGGUCAGUACAGCUAUCGAAAAAACUGGUUCAACGUAUUCGUACGUCAAGGGCUCCCAUCAUCUCGUAAAUUGGGCAUUGAAUCAGGCUGAGGCAGGAAUAAACUACGCGGCAGCCACUGCUGCACCCAUCGCAGCCCCAAUAGCUAAGAAAUUUGAGGGACAAAUUAAUACCGUCGAUCAGAAAUUGUGCCAUGGCCUCGAUAUUGUCGAGCAAAAAGUUCCGAUGGUCAAACAACCACCGCAGGAAAUUUACGAGGCUGCGAGGAACGUGAUGAGCACUUCUCUUCAACCCACAAUUGAGAAAAUCACGGCUGUUAAGGAAUCAGCAACUCACCAAGCUUCCACUGUUAAAGAAAUUAGUAUUAACAAGGCAAAUGAGAUUCUCAACACUCACUACGGAGCACUGGCCGUUCAGGGUAUUGACAACACUAGUGCACUUGUUAACAGACUUUUGGAUCACUAUUUUCCGCCUGUAGUGGGCGAAGAGGCUGCACCAGCACCAGUCUCAGCCGACGAGAACAAAGUACUGCACACAGUGCAAACAAUUGGUCAAUUAUCCAGCAAGACUGCGAAUCGCGUGUACCAUUCAGUCGCGGCUCAGUUGAGGACACUGAAGAGAGAGGAUGUGGCUGCAUAUAUGCAUAGUGUCGUUGCAAUUCUCCAUUUGACGAAUUUCCUCAAUGGAGGAAGGGGAGAGAGCCCCCCUGAAACACCCACCUCACCUGCAGAGGAGAAGAAGGACCAAGAGAAAAAAUGAACGAUGAUCAAUUUACCUAACUUAAGCACUCUGAGCAACAUUUUCGUAUAAAACUAUAGACUGUACUAACAAAGUGUUUAUGAAAUUCAUGUAAUCCAAUUUUCACAUUUGCAUUAAAAAUAUUUUUCUUUACCAA
Diachasma alloeum is the source of this 3059-nucleotide messenger RNA. RefSeq lists its product as uncharacterized. Gene Ontology annotation, cellular component: cytosol; lipid droplet. Bases 26 to 2923 code for a protein of 965 amino acids. Gene Ontology annotation, biological process: lipid storage; positive regulation of triglyceride storage. NCBI's taxonomy places the organism in Eukaryota, Metazoa, Arthropoda, Insecta, Hymenoptera, Braconidae. The transcript is spliced from 14 exons. The record is from RefSeq and is a predicted model, not a curated record.